Messenger RNA from Gekko japonicus, 2032 nucleotides. RefSeq names its product interactor of little elongation complex ELL subunit 1 (gene ICE1). The transcript is spliced from 5 exons. Bases 18 to 725 code for a protein of 235 amino acids. The record is from RefSeq and is a predicted model, not a curated record. Lineage: Eukaryota; Metazoa; Chordata; Lepidosauria; Squamata; Gekkonidae.
CCCAACCUGCCAAGUUAAUGUUGUUUAUGGGAAACAUGUGGAGUGAGAUAUUCACUUCCGAAGGUGUGAUCAACAAAGCUGUCCAGUUAGUCACCAGAAAGCGUGCCAGAGGACAAGUGCUGAAAUGCCUGAAGGCUGUUCUGAAGUGGGAAGAGAGUCAGCCAGUGGAUGUUGGCAUGAUGAUCUCCAGCUUGCUCAUGGCAAUCCAGCUGUGUCCACAAAUGGAAUUUCGGGCGAGUGAUCAACAUGGAGAAGACCUGCAGGAGAGCAUGUGGGAAUAUGUGUUUGCAAUCGAUCUGCUGUGCUCCCAUCAAAAGUGGGUUUGGACCCACGAUCAUAUCAUAAGUAAGGAGCUCUGGCCUAUCAUGGAUAAGUGGAUAAAGAGCAGGCAGGGCGGUGGAAACGCUUCCUCCCCUUCUGAUGUAAUCGUAGCAACGGUGCUCCGGCUGAUUGGUCGCCUCAGCCAAAUCGGACUGAAAGAAGGCUUUUCUCCUGCUGUAAAAAAUAUCAGUUCGGUUAUCGGAGCUUUUUUGCAACAUGCCAAAGAGAAAGGUGUGCCCUGGGGUGUCCAGUUGGCAGCGGCGUACGCACUCUGUGAGUUGGGCACGAGCAGUCCGUCGGAAAUAUUAGAUGCCAUCAGAGCUUGGGAAGCAGCGAGCGGAAACAGCCUUCCUCCAGCCAUCUCCAGCGGCAUAACCGAAGUUAGGGGCCUACUAGAGCAAUAGGCUGAUCAUUGGCAUCCUUUGCAUCUUUUCCUCCCCCCCCACAGAGGAGAGCUGGUCAGAAAGAAACUUGCUUGCAGCGGCAUAAAGCAGUACAGGAACAAAAGCUCUCCGCCCCUCUUCUCGGAGGCCAGAAAGAAGCAAGAGAUGUUCAUUCAUUGCUCUGAAGCCAAAACAGCAAUUGAGCAGCGCUGUGUCUUCUAGCAAGAAAAAAAGAGAGGCAUGGUCCUAUGAACACGAUUUGAACCAGGGGGAAAAACAUUGCUCAACUAUGCAAAUAAGAACUGCCUUGUCAAUGGUCUUCCAGGGUUGGAUCCAGUGCAAGGAUCGCCCCCCCCCCCCGGCAUCCAUUUCCAACCAAGGUAAAGUUUAUUCCUUGGGUCACAGGACCUGCAGCGUGUAAUAGCUACUUGGGCAGGUAAUCUGCAGAAAGUCACUCCCAUUUUUUCCCCUCUUCCGUCAAGAAGGGUGAUGUCACCCCCCCUUCCUCCUCCCCACUGCAGCCUCCCAACCCACGUGGCAGCGGAGGGAGGAGAGGAAGUAGGGAAGAUCCACAACCAUCGCCGCCGUCCACUCUGCAAUUGCCGGAUCGAGCCCUAUGAAUUCCGGGCUCCUGAGAUGAAUUGGUCUCGUGGUGACCCUGCCAAACGCUCUCCAAAUGAAACUUGCACCAAGCGUGCUGUCAAACCUUGACUUCCUGUUUUUUAAACGCGUCCAUCUUGCCUGCUCGUUCACCAUCUAUGUUGAAAUACGCGCUGGUUUCCUCAGAGAGAUCUAGGCGGGUUGGCGGAGGGGCUGCUGCUUGGAAUACAUACUCAUCCCGAUCUCGCCUGUGGGAAGCCAGUUUUAUAGGGGUUUUUUGCAUCAAAGGAAACCUCCUUGACCUGAAAUAACAUUACGGCGGAAAACAUUUGCACGCCAGGGGAAGUGACGCGCCCCUCGGACUGCUUUCGCCUUCCUCAAACCGUUUUCUGUCGAGGGCCUAAAAUUAUUAAUGUGUGCCUCUAUAACCUCAAGCAGAAAGCACACAAUCUUGACCAAAUCAUGUCCGUCUUGAUUUAGUCUCCUAGCCCACUUUGAUUGUUUAAUGCAAGCAUGACUUGAUUUGUCACUUUGCAUGUACAGAUUCAGAGAUUUCCUUCUCUGUGAGAAUGUGUAUUAUAGGUGGCGUAUUGCUAUAAUGUGUUUCACAUUUCAUGUUGUUCCACUUGGGGAAUUUUACUUGUACAUAGAAACUGAUAUGAAAAUAGACACCUUGCCUUGUUGAAACCUAAAAUGUAGCUUUGCUUGUAUUUUGACUUUUUUAUAUG